This is a messenger RNA of Cylicostephanus goldi, 689 nucleotides long. The record is from the annotation of a GenBank genome assembly. NCBI's taxonomy places the organism in Eukaryota, Metazoa, Nematoda, Chromadorea, Rhabditida, Strongylidae.
AUGGCGCCGUUUGAGAGCACCGGUUUUGCUGUUUACCCAGAUAGUGAUCCGAACAACAUCAUAGUUUCUCAGCUUUCUUUAGUGGAUCUGGCGGGAAGCGAACGGACGAAAAGAACAAACAACGUCGGUGACCGUCUUGCUGAAGCUGCAUCCAUCAAUAAAAGUUUGAUGGUACUGCGCCAAUGUAUUGACAAACUAAGGCGGAAUCAACGUUCUGGAACAUCGGAAACGAUUCCAUAUCGGGACGCGAAGCUCACAAUGUUAUUCAAAAACUUUUUCGAAGGAUGUGGAAAGAUAAGGAUGAUAAUUUGCGCAAAUCCAAAACCAUCGGAUUUUGAAGAAAAUUUGGAUUUUGAUGAUGCUGCGUCCCUCGCAAAGUUCAAAGAGCAGUGUCUCGCCCUAGCUAACAUAUCUAACCGUGAGAACCAUAGUCUGGAAUCUCAAGCCCAUGACGUCGAAAUUCCGUUGAGGAACUCCCUUUGUGUCGCGGACUACGCCAAAGUAGAGAAUGAAGAGCUGCGGGCACGCAGUGAGCAAGAUGCUGAACAGAUAGCCGCGUACUGCGCCGAAAAUAAGAAGCUCAAGGUGAAUUGGAUGCGUAUCGGUCAUUAUAUAUCAUUAUGCAGAGAAUUCGAAAAGUGCUUACCAAGAUUGGGCGAUGAAAAGCCUGGCGAGUGGAGCCAGUAAAU